Molecule: messenger RNA, 729 nt
Organism: Drosophila albomicans
Lineage: Eukaryota; Metazoa; Arthropoda; Insecta; Diptera; Drosophilidae
Exons: 4
Coding region: 194-721 (175 amino acids)
Source: RefSeq, a predicted model, not a curated record
CGAAUAAAUACGUUAUGUUAUAUAUGGAAAGCCCCUCGAUCAGAGCACGUUUGCGUUGCGGAACCGUUAAGAAUGACCUAGUUCAUUGAAAAAUAAUUACCGUAAACACAUGAAGUUAAUCGAAUUGUGUUGACCAAAUGCAAACCACAAACAACUCUAAGCCCAAUCGAGCGCAGCUCCUGGAGAUGGAAAGAUGACAGCUCGCCUGUCAAUUUCAAUUUUACUGUUGCUUCAGUUGCAGUUGCAAUGUAGUGCGACUGUCUUUAAAUUGACAAAUGCCGUGUGCGAGUCGUUCAACAAAUCGUGGGUGGAGUUCGAGCUGUGUCGCCUUAGAGCUGUGAGCCGCCACAAGGUCUACCUCAAUCUAAAUGUCACUCUGCAUCAGCCAAUUAAUGAUAUACACAUUAAGGGGCAGCUGAUGAAGAAAGAGAAUGGCUAUAAGCCCUGGCUCUACAGUGUAUCCUUUAAUGGUUGUCAGUUUAUUCGUCGCCGAAACAAUCCGCUCAUUAAACUCGUCUGGGAUCUCUUUAAGGAAUAUUCAACCCUCAACCACACCUGUCCCUAUGUGGGACAGCAAUUGAUAAAAGAUUUUUACCUCAGAAGUGAGAAGCUUCCCACUCCAAUACCCACAGGUGAAUAUUUGGUGCAACUGACUUGGAUAAUCAACAAGAAGCCAAUAGCUGCAACUAAUUUUUAUUUCAUGUUCGUGGAGGAUCUCUAAGAAAAUAA